Molecule: messenger RNA, 1329 nt
Organism: Sinocyclocheilus grahami
Lineage: Eukaryota; Metazoa; Chordata; Actinopteri; Cypriniformes; Cyprinidae
Product: dentin sialophosphoprotein-like
Exons: 8
Coding region: 105-1034 (309 amino acids)
Biological process (GO): ossification; cell adhesion
Source: RefSeq, a predicted model, not a curated record
AAAACACAGCAAGACCUCAUCUGAUAAACGGACCUCAGUCAGUCCUCUGACUUUGUCAAAGAACUUCAAAUUUCUCAAAGAGAAAGAGAGUAUUUUGCACAAAAAUGAAGACUGUUAUCGUUUUAACGCUCCUCAUCGCCACAGUCUUCUGUCUGCCUGUGAAGCGCUCAGCUAGCAGUUCAGAGAGCUCAGAAGAACUUGUGGUUGUUCAACGGCCACCUCCUAUUCUGCAAAAAGCUGCUGCUGUUAUGUUCAAGGCAGAACCUACACAGACCACGCCAGCUGAAUCCAAUGAAAGCACAGACAGUGCAGAUGACAGUGAGGAUGCAGAUGAGGAAUCUGAAACAGAUGAGAGGGAAGAUGAGAAUGAUACUGAUUCCAGUGAGAGUGAAUCUGGAGAAUCUGCGAUCACCGUUGUCCCCUCCACAGUAGAACCCUCACUGGACCCCAUCAUCAACACAGGCCGGGGAGACAGCAUGGGCUACCCUAGCGACUACAAAAAAAACAUUGUCUACGUGGAUGCAAACAACUUUGAAAAAUUACCUUCCCCAUACAAGUCCUACAGCAGUGACAAGUUGGGCGGCUUGACAUUUGUGAGCAAGAAGUCCUCUGACCAGAGCAUCAAUGAUGUGGAGAAAGAGAUUAAACUGUACAAGGCUCUGCAGGUGCAUGAUACUCUUCUGGAGGAGGAGGACACCAGCACCCCAGAGGUGCAGAACAUGGAGCCAAACGACCGCCAGGUUGCUCUGGGAAGCCAAGAUAUCGUUCCCACUGGAAACCAGGAUGCUACAGCAGAGUCAGACAGCGAGGGGGCAAGUGCUGGCGACACUCCCAACGACAGCACAAGUGCCAGUGCCAGCCAGGAGCAAAAUGAAGAGGAGUCAGAUAGCAGCCCGAGCAGCGAGGAGACCACAGCCACGCCUGGAGCUGCAGACAGCGAGGACGACUCCUCACAGAGCACAGAGAGCCAGGAGAGCGAUUCGGAUGAGGAGACCACCCAGACCACCGACGCUACCGUUAUCAUAGCAAAGUAAACACGUCCAAGCACAAACCCUCAACGGGCUGUCGACAGAAACGAAUGCAAAUGUAUUAAUUGUAUGGUGCUUGGUGACUCACUCCACCUGAUGUUAGUGUGAGUUAGACAAACGGCAGAGCACAAAGAUGCGGUUCAUACAAGUUCUUGAACUGCUGCCUAAUCUGUUAAGAUGCAGUUUCAUCUCAACAAUGUCUUCCUGUUCAUUGCACAAUUAUUUACAAUAUUAAUGUAAAUGUAAUUUUAUACUGCUCUAUGUAUGUAAUGAUUGAUCAUUCAUAAAUAAAUUUUGUCCU